This is a messenger RNA of Lutra lutra (Eurasian river otter), 1469 nucleotides long. Its product is annotated as butyrophilin subfamily 1 member A1-like. The transcript has 9 exons. NCBI's taxonomy places the organism in Eukaryota, Metazoa, Chordata, Mammalia, Carnivora, Mustelidae. Gene Ontology annotation, molecular function: protein binding. The record is from RefSeq and is a predicted model, not a curated record. The coding region runs from base 132 to 950 and encodes 272 amino acids.
CAGGGAGAGAAGCAGAGAGAGAGAGAGAAACAGGUUCCCUGCUGAGUAGGGAUUCUAAUGCAGGGCUCCAUCCCAGGAUCCCAGGAUCACAGCCUGAGCUGAAGGCAGACACUCAACCUACUGAGUCAUCCAUGUGCUUCAAGGAAAACAUCACAAAAUAUAUAAUUAUAGCUAUAUUUGGAAUCAUCAUUUUAAUACUUAUAGGAUUAUUUAUUUAUAAAUAUUAUUGCAAGAAAAAUGACAAUAAAAACGGUUUACUCAGUGGAAAUUCAGAAGACCAUCUGGAAGAAAAUGAAUUUCAACUGGAAAUUGCUAGGAGGAAAGCUCAAUACAAGGCUGCCUGGAGGAAGGCUCAAUUAUAUCCUGAUUGGAGGAAAGAAGAGUUCCAGGCUGUAAAUGUGACCCUGGAUGAAGACACUGCCCAUCCUUCCCUUCUCCUGUCUGAAAACAGGAGACGAGUGACCUGGCAAGAAAGUCAUCAAAAUCUGUCCAGCUCCUCCCAGAGAUUUGACUCCCUCUCCUGCGUGUUGGGUCAGCAGCACAUCAGCUCUGGGAGAUCCUUCUGGGAGGUUAAGGUUAAGGAUGCACCUUCUUGGGACCUGGGAAUUUGUCUCAAUAAUGUAACAAGGAAGGGGAGGGUCACUGUUUCACCACAGAAUGGUUUCUGGGCCAUCAGAUUCUAUAAUAGAGAGUACUGGGCCCUCACCUCCCCAGAAACCUGUCUCACUGUAAGAGAAAUACCCCAUGUUGUGGGGAUAUUCCUGGAUUAUGAAGAUGGAGAUGUAUCUUUCUAUAAUAUGACAGAUGGAUCCCAUAUUUUCUCCUUUACUAAGAACACAUUUAAUGGUGCCCUAAGACCACUUUUCAGGCUUUGGUCCUCUGCUGCAGGCUCCCUAACCAUCUGUCCAAUGGGAGAAGAGAAUGAUGUUGUAAUUAACAUACCUGAAUAGGAGAAAUUAUUAUUUUGGGCCUCGAUGAUUAUUAUAAUUCUCUCCUAAGGAGAUGCAAAUGACUUUUUCCUUCUUCUUACAAGUCAUUCUUAAGAUGAUGCUCUGAGACAAAAACUGGUGAUUGUUCCUCCUAUCAGUUCUCCCCUCUUCCUUAAUUGUAAUGUUUUCAUACUAUUACCCUGUCCUAUGACAACCUCAUAUAAACAUUAGAUUUCUUAGCUUCCCCUGUUGCAUGUGACUAGUUGAUGGCCAGUGUGUUAUAACCUGAAUUAUUCUGUGUGAUUCCUGGAAUGUGUCCUAAAAAAGAAAUUGUAUCCUUCAUUUUUUUCCUUUACCUUUUCUGCUGGCCAAAUGUGUCAUGGUGAAUGGAACUGAAAGAAUAUCUCUGACUAUGUAAUACAAUAUGCAUGGCAGAGAAAUUACAGUAGACUUGGGUUUUUUGGGCAACUUUAUGGAACUACUCUAUUAUGUAACUUUAGAAUUCUUUUCUGUGAGAAAUAAACUUUUAUCUUUAAGCCA